AUGGAUCAAAGGACAGAGGAGGAGCCGGAGCCCAUCACUCUGAAGUCCGUGAAGGAUUUCAAAUGGUUUUCGGUGCCUCAGAGCGACCGUUUUGGGGCCUGCAGGAGUGUGCGGGAGUUUGAGAAGUUGAACCGAAUCGGAGAAGGAACCUACGGCAUCGUGUACCGCGCCCGCGACACCGUCACCGGGGAAACGGUGGCUCUCAAGAAGGUGCGGAUGGACAAGGAGAAGGACGGACUCCCCAUCAGCUCUCUGCGGGAGAUCACGGUCCUCCUCCGCCUCCGGCACCCAAACGUGGUGGAGCUGAAGGAGGUGGUGGUGGGCUCGCACCUCCUCAGCCUGUUCCUGGUCAUGAGUUACUGUGAGCAGGACCUGGCCUCGCUCCUGGACCAUAUGCAGAGUCCUUUCACUGAGGCCCAGGUCAAGUGCAUCGUGCUGCAGGUCCUCAGGGGCCUCGAGUACCUCCACCACAACUUCAUCCUCCACCGGGACCUCAAGGUGUCCAACCUGCUGAUGACGGACGAGGGACAGGUGAAGAUCGCAGACUUUGGCCUGGCGCGCUCCGCUGGGCUCCCGGUCAGGCCCAUGACGCCCCGUGUGGUGACUCUGUGGUACCGCGCCCCGGAGCUGCUGCUGGGCUCGGUGACCCAGGGCCCGGCCGUGGACAUGUGGGCCAUGGGCUGCAUCUUGGCCGAGCUUCUGCUGCACAAGCCCCUUCUCCCCGGGGCCUCGGAGAUCCAGCAGCUGGACCUGAUCGUGCAGCUCCUCGGGUCUCCUAACGACGCCAUCUGGCCCGGCUUCUCCCGCCUCCCUCUGGUCGGCAGCUAUAGCCUUCGGAAGCAGCCGUACAACAACCUGAAGAGCCGCUUCAGCUGGUUGUCCGAGGCGGGCCACAGGCUUCUCAACACGCUGUUCAUGUACCAGCCGCAGAGACGGGCGUCGGCCGCGGACUGUCUCCAGAGCUCCUACUUCAAGGAGAAACCUCUGCCCUGCGAACCCGAGCUCAUGCCCACUUUUCCACACCACCGCAACCAGAGAGGGAGGGCCGAGGUCAGCAGGAGGAGCCAGGGGACGAGCUCCAAGGCCCAGGAGAAGGUCACGGGGCCACAGGAGCGCAGAGGAGGGCCCCGGAGCGAGAAGGAGGAGAGGAGGCGCAGUGUGGGGGACAGAGGACCAGGGGCCAAGAGGAAGAAAGUGUAG
This is a messenger RNA of Knipowitschia caucasica, 1200 nucleotides long. The record is from the annotation of a GenBank genome assembly. NCBI's taxonomy places the organism in Eukaryota, Metazoa, Chordata, Actinopteri, Gobiiformes, Gobiidae.